Messenger RNA from Alternaria rosae, 1727 nucleotides. Its product is annotated as UDP-GlcNAc-1-phosphate transferase. Gene Ontology annotation, cellular component: membrane. The transcript has 3 exons. Gene Ontology annotation, biological process: protein N-linked glycosylation; dolichol-linked oligosaccharide biosynthetic process. Bases 216 to 1592 code for a protein of 458 amino acids. Gene Ontology annotation, molecular function: UDP-N-acetylglucosamine-dolichyl-phosphate N-acetylglucosaminephosphotransferase activity. Lineage: Eukaryota; Fungi; Ascomycota; Dothideomycetes; Pleosporales; Pleosporaceae. The record is from RefSeq and is a predicted model, not a curated record.
CACUUCGAACGAUUCACGCAAAGUCACGCUCCGGGUUCAGACAAAGAGGUGGCGAUUCGGCAAAGCGGCGGGUCGUAACGGUGUUGCUGUGAGGAGGUUGCGCAACAGUUGUUGAUAUCGUCGCGACAGCAAACGGCCGGGCGGAGUCAACAGCUACAGGCGUUUACGUGCCAAGAUCCGCCGUCACCUCGACAUCAAACACUAUCACUGUCACCAUGACGAGCGCGCUGUCAUCAACAGAAUCACUUUCACUGCUCUCCUUAUCGCUCGCUUGUGUCGGUGUGCUGGCCAACACGCUUCACGGUGAUGGUGAGCCGCUUGUCGCGUCGAUAGCGCUCAGUGGUCUGGCCUUUGCAUUCUGUUAUGCUUUGAUACGGUGGCUUGGAGAUGCAUUUGCGAAGCGUGGCUUCAAAGGGAAGGAUCUCUGUAAGCUGAAGCAGAUUGAAAUCCCAGAGAUGAUGGGCGCGGUGUGUGCUAUGGUGUACCUCUUUAUCUUGAUCUUCUUCAUACCAUGGCCAUUUUACAAGGACAUUGUAGUCGCAACAUCAGGGGGCGGUAACCGGGACACCAUCAAAGAACUGGAGCUGAUCGAGACCGGAAGGCUACUACACAGGUUUCCUCACAACAAGCUUGCGUCCUAUCUGUCCGCCAUACUCUCCCUCCAGUCGAUCGUACUGCUCGGUGUUGGUGACGACCUGUUCGACAUAAGAUGGCGACACAAGGUGCUCAUUCCAGCCUUUGCAGUUAUUCCCAUGCUCGUGGUUUACUUUGUCGACUUUGGUGUCACGCAGAUGGUCGUUCCACUACCGCUCAGGCCUUACCUUGGCGAGCUCUUUGAUCUGGGCUGGCUCUACUACGUCUACAUGGCGCUGAUGUCCAUCUUCUCCUCGAAUAGCAUCAACAUCUUGGCGGGCAUCAACGGCAUUGAGGUGGCCCAGUCCAUAGUCAUUGCAGUCCUGAUUGUCGGCAAUGACAUGCUCUAUCUCUCACCAUUUACGACGUACCCACAUCCAGCGACGGACUCGCAUCUGUUCUCGCUGUAUCUGCUACUACCGUUUAUCGGUGUCUCGAUGGCCUUACUUAUGCACAACUGGUAUCCAGCAAAGGUGUUUGUUGGCGACACUUACUGUUAUUUUGCGGGCAUGGUAUUCGCCGUUGUGGCCAUCCUCGGCCACUUCAGCAAAACACUCAUGUUGCUACUCUUACCACAAGCGUUCAACUUUGUCUACUCGGCACCCCAACUGUUCCAUAUUGUACCAUGUCCCCGACAUCGGCUUCCGCAUUUCAACGCACGGACAGGUUUACUGGAGCCAUCGCGCGUCGAAUUCACCAAACCACUACGACGACCGAUAGCGGAGAGCCUCAAGGUGCUGCACCGGCUUCGGAUGCUCGACGUUGAGACGGAUGGGAAAGGGCAGGUGGUCUCGUCGAGCAACUUUACACUAAUCAACUUGUGGUUAGUAUGGUUCGGUCCCAUGCGGGAGGACCGCUUAGCCAUGGGUUUGCUCGCGUUCCAGUUCGCGAUUGGACUUGUAGGACUAUUCGUGCGGCAUCGCAUGGCAUUGCUUAUCUUUACAGCGGACAAUUUGUAGAUGUAUGGGUACGCAUAUAGACCGGUGGGUGUACUAUAGUAUCACGGAACAUGUAAAUUACUAGGAGGAUGGUCGGGGUGCAUAUGCUACAAGGGACUUGCCGGCAACUUCGGCGUAUUGUGUUCACCCCGCUCU